This is a messenger RNA of Salvelinus namaycush (lake trout), 588 nucleotides long. RefSeq names its product double-stranded RNA-binding protein Staufen homolog 2-like. NCBI's taxonomy places the organism in Eukaryota, Metazoa, Chordata, Actinopteri, Salmoniformes, Salmonidae. The transcript is spliced from 5 exons. The record is from RefSeq and is a predicted model, not a curated record. The coding region runs from base 80 to 529 and encodes 149 amino acids.
GCAGGUGAAGGUGUGUGGCGAGGUAGCCACGGGAACAGGGCCCAAUAAGAAGGUGGCGAAGCGGAAUGCUGCCGAGGCCAUGCUACUACAGCUGGGAUACAAGGCCUCCACCUGCCCACAGAGCCCUACAGAGAUGGACGACAAAGGCUGGAACGGACAAAAGACGGCUUUUAAUGAAACUCCAACAAACAGCCAGAAGGGUCUACUCCACCUCUCCCCGGACGUCUAUCAGGAGAUGGAGGCCAGCAGGAAACAGGGGACCCCGGUUAACUACCUGACCCCCAAACUAUCUGACCCCCUGGUCGUCCCCCCGUCCCCUGGACACACCCCCUACUACAGCCCCCCCGCAGUCGCCACGGCAGCCAUGGCGAGGGAGCUGUUGAUGAACGGGUCAGGAGAGGGGAGGUCUGGGGAGAACAUAGGCCUGAAGGGGAAGAGCUCUGUCCAGCCCUCACAGCAACUAGAGUACCUGGCUCGCAUACAAGGCUUCCAGAUCUGCCCUGCAUACCACAGCCCUAAUCCCAGAUAGCAGUGCAAUAGAGACUGUUCAUUCUACAGUAUAACUCCACAUGCUAUCUACCACCCCAC